AAUUUUAUUUGUUCUUUUUCUCCCUUUAUAAUUAAUUAAUUACUUAAAUUCGAUAAAUUGCUAUUCAGUAUUUUUGAAAAAAAAAAUAAAUGAUAUAAUAGAUUAAAUAUUACAGCAGAUUAGAAGAAUUUUUAAGCUCUUCACUUUUAUCUCAUUAGGUUCUCCAUAUUGAUCUUAGUAAAAAAGAAAUUGAUGAUGAAGGUGCAUCAGGCUUAGGUUCUGGUUUAGCAAAGUGCAUUAAUCUUUCAAAUUUGACACUUAAAAUUUAAAGAAACAAAAUUGGUGAUGAAGGUGCAUCAGGCUUAGGUUCUGGUUUAGCAAAGUGCAUUAAUCUCUCAAAUUUGUAACUUUAUCUGAAUAGCAACGAAAUUGGUGAUGAAGGUGCAUCAGGCUUAGCUUCUGGUUUAUCAAAGUGCAUUAAUCUCUCAAAUUUGACACUUUGGCUUUCUUACAAUGAAAUUGGUGAUGAAGGUGCAUCAGGCUUAGGUUCUGGUUUAGCAAAGUGCAUUAAUCUCUCAAAUUUUUAACUUAAUCUUGAUUACAAUCAAAUUGGUGAUGAAGGUGCAUCAGGCUUAGGUUCUGAUUUAGCAAAGUGCAUUAAUCUCUCAAAUUUGACACUUAAAAUUUAAAGAAACAAAAUUGGUGAUGAAGGUGCAUCAGGCUUAGGUUCUGGUUUAGCAAAGUGCAUUAAUCUCUCAAAUUUGUAACUUUAUCUGAAUUUCAAUUAAAUUGGUGUAAUGGGUGCAUCAGGCUUAGCUUCUGGUUUAUCAAAGUGCAUUAAUCUCUCAAAUUUGUAACUUAAUCUGGAUUUCAAUUAAAUUGGUGUAAUGGGUGCAUCAGGCUUAGCUUCUGGUUUAUCAAAGUGCAUUAAUCUCUCAAAUUUGUAACUUAAUCUGGAUGAAAAUAAAAUUGGUGAUGAAGGUGCAUCAGGCUUAGGUUCUGGUUUAGCAAAGUGCAUUAAUCUCUCAAAUUUGACACUUUCACUUUAUAGCAACGAAAUUGGUGAUGAAGGUGUAUCAGGCUUAGGUUCUGGUUUAGCAAAGUGCAUUAAUCUCUCAAAUUUGACACUUUACCUUUUAAUUGAUAGCUAAAUGAAUAUAUUAUAAAUAUUCAAAGUAAUAAACAAGUGUCUUAAAUUAAAAAGAUUAGUUGUCUUUAAAAAAAUAUUAUUAUGAUAAACAGCUGGCGAAAAAAGGAUGAAUGAAUAAAUAUUAAUAUUUGAAUAAUUGAAUAUUAUAUAUUUUAUUAAAUAAAAUUUUGAAAAAGUUUUUUUAACAUAAAAGAGAUAGAUAGAUUUUAU
Tetrahymena thermophila SB210 is the source of this 1300-nucleotide messenger RNA. RefSeq lists its product as hypothetical. Gene Ontology annotation, molecular function: small GTPase binding; GTPase activator activity. The record is from RefSeq and is a predicted model, not a curated record. Gene Ontology annotation, biological process: activation of GTPase activity; nucleocytoplasmic transport. The transcript is spliced from 13 exons. Gene Ontology annotation, cellular component: perinuclear region of cytoplasm; nucleus; cytosol. NCBI's taxonomy places the organism in Eukaryota, Ciliophora, Oligohymenophorea, Hymenostomatida, Tetrahymenidae.